AUGCCCUCGCCUGCAUCAAGACUUGCAAGACUUUUCAAGAUUCCCGCCAUCAACGUGCAUUGGAGAAAGUUCAACAACCAGCGCUUCAAGAAUUUGCUCGAUAUGGACGACAAAAAGAUCAAGGCCAGCUACAUGGCCCACGCUCUCGACAUCGCCAUCAAGUUCUCUGAAUACUGGCAUGAUCUACCUGAUUGGUUCCCCAGCUCUACCACUCAGCCCAAGAAUGAACACUACAAUGCUUGCACCCGUCGGGAUGGAAAAACUAUCAACAUCAGUCAUCUCAUUACGCCAAAGCUCGGGAGUGUUGAACUCGUUGGAUUCAACACCAGACACUUCACUCUGGCUCUCUGUCAAGUCACUGGCCUGGAGACUUUACGGGUCAAGCCUCUGAGCGAUUCAAAUAUGGAAUUUCUCCCGAUUGUGUCCUGCUGUCCCGCUCUGAAGACGCUAGAGUUCAAUGACAGAGUCCGUGGUCAAUAUUCGAUCUUUAUUGCCCUUGCACAACACCCCUGCAUCGAGCACAUCGCUCUCACCGAUACACUCGACCUUGACAUAGUGACCUGUGCGUUGGCAAAUCCGAAGCCUUUCACCUCCCAGAGUUCCUUGAACAUAGUGAUUCGCUUCACUGCGAUUGACGACUUGUUGUCCGCGCUUCCUCGACUCGAGUCUCUUACUAUGCAUGUUUACGACAUCGACACCCAAAGCAUGCAGAGUGUCACCAACAAGAUCCGCGAGCUAGGACGACUCUAG
Molecule: messenger RNA, 750 nt
Organism: Aureobasidium pullulans EXF-150
Lineage: Eukaryota; Fungi; Ascomycota; Dothideomycetes; Dothideales; Saccotheciaceae
Exons: 1
Coding region: 1-750 (249 amino acids)
Source: RefSeq, a predicted model, not a curated record